CGAUUGUUUCUACAGAACUGUAUCGCGAAAUCGGUCAUUUGGUUUAUGUGUAUGCUACAGAAUUCAGUAUUUAAGUAUUAUUGUAAUUUAUCUUUAGAGUUGCUUUACUUUAAAUGUCUCGCGAAGGGUUAAGGUAAGGCACCUUAUUGUAUAUUUCACUCAUUUCAAUACAGUCUGAUUGGUAUUUUCUAUAGAUCAGAAAUGCUUGCAGUAGCACGAAGAAAGAAAAAUAGUAGCCUACAGUCUUUUAGAUGAUCAACUAUUAAUGUCACAGAUGCAAAGCUCUAGUGUAAGGGUAACGUUUAUUUGGUAAACAUGUUUGACAUAAAUCCUGCGUUGUUGUAACAUUGUAUCGUAUCGUGUAACAUUAUUGGGUUUCCACACGCAGGCUGUGGGAUCUCAGCGCAGGUUAUUCCUUGUGUUCGCUUCUGAAUGUGUCAAAAAUAUGCCGCUAGGGGGCACACGACGAUCAUAAACUAGACAUGAACCCGAUCAGUUUCACCGUUAUCUUUAUCUAUAUUUGACCAUAUGUUAGCAAGAACGAAGCGUAUUGUAUAUGAACUCGUAACUGUUUUUACCUCGUCCCUUCCUGACACGACAUCAAAUGUUGCAUUAUUCUAUCUAGCCUUUUGUGAUACUACAUUUUUGGUCAAGCAGCCUAAAUCAUUUGUAAAUUAACCACCAAGGUUCAAGAAAUUCAAAUAGACGAAUAUCGAUCUUGCUUAACUUUCCCAUCUAAUUCAUAAUUAUAAGGAGGCAAUUAUUUUGACAGUGACGGUGUCUUUUGAAUAAAUAGGUAUAGAGUUUUUUCUGUAACUCAAAACCAUCUUAAAAUGACCAAGUUAAUGCAAAACUAGAUAGGCUACCUUUUUAGAGAAACGUCAUUUAAAAAUACUGUUUACAUAUUUUGUUUUGGAAUUUAAGAUGAUUUUUUAUUAUAGACACCGGUCGAUUUUAAAUACCCAAAUAUAUUCUCAAAAACAAUUUAAAAUUUAAUGCAAUUUUCAGUAACAGCGCUGAGUGUAGAGUAUAUUUAAAACUUAAUAAAAAAUCUGUAAUGCUUAUCCUGUUUUAAGAUAGUAUGUCCUCCACGUUUUUAGUUUAUAAUCAACUUCAUUUGAUUUUGUGUAUUUGUUUAGAUUUUCGAAUAUUGUUUUGCAUGACCAAUUUGUUUAUUUUUACAAGAUCAGUAGUGUGAAGUUUUCUAAAAUAAUUGUAAAAAUGCAUAUGUGCGCAUAUCUUAUGACCGUAAAUGAUAUAAAAUAAUUAGGCUAACUCGAGUGUUAAAUAUGAGCUAAAUAUUGUUUUAUAACUUCUUUUUUUGUAACCAAAACCUGAAAUAUAUAUUUUGCCAACAUUAUAAAUACUCUCUCAAUACUAUUAUUAAAUCUAAAUUAAAUUAAUGUAUUUAAUGAUUUCCUCUGUGUUCCGUUGCAAUCGAGCGUAUUUAGUCAUAAUGCACGUCGUCGUUACGAAGAGAUAACAUUCAGAGGAAUAAACAAUUAUUAAAAUAAUAAUGACUCUGUAUCGAGGGUUCAGAUCUAAAAAUGGGUUACCUUACAUCGGUUAAGCUUACUUGUCAGCUAUUAAACUGGACCAAACAAAGUAUUUUCAAAACCAUUUCUCCUCAGACAAGUGCAAUUUAUUACGCGUUAUCUUUAUCUGAUAUUACAGGGCAAAAUAUGCUGAAUUUUUCUUCUGGGAUCUGCCCCUCAAUAUCUGCUCCAGACUGGCUAAAGUAAAUUUAACCGUGGUAACACUUUUUUUUUUUAUCAAAAUCUGUACCAAUCAUCACCCACUAAAAUUAAAAUCUAUUUUUUGAUUCUCUGUGGUUUUAGGUUCAUUAAAGCAUGAAAUUGGCAGCUUAUAAAGAAGGUCAAGAUGCUUAACCAUUAGGAAACUUACGUGAUAGUAUAACCUUUGUGCCGAAGACCCACUAAACAAUCGUUAUAUAAAUACAUUAAACACAUAGCUGGAGAAACUUAAAGCGUUGCUAACUUUAUCACAAGGGAAACUGUAUAUAUUAUGUCAAGCAUACAUAGCUGGAGCUCUUAUCAGGCAAGUACCAGUCACUGUGUUGGCUUCCCUGAAUAAUCUACACGUGUUGACCACGGAGUCAUUUCGUGAUGCAGAUGUGUGCACGGUCCUGUGAAACAAAGAGCAAGACAUUUAACCAAAUAAUGUUGCUUUUACUCCUAUUCUGUGAUGUCAUUAUAGAAGUUAAAAAGCUACUAGGACAACCGAGCCCCUCUCAGCCGUGCUCUCGGAGGACAAGCAGGAACAGCGCAGGCUGGUACAGGUAGCUCCGGAGGGAGACCAGGAUCUGCUCACCUGUGGCCAGUGUCAGAUGAACUUCCCCUUGGGAGACAUCCUUAUUUUCAUUGAGCACAAAAGGAAGCAGUGCAAUGGCACUUUGUGCAUGGACAAAGCAGUGGAUAAGCCCCCCUCGCCCUCGCACAGCGAGCUGAGGAGGCCCUCCAACCCUGUGGAGGUGGGCGUCCAGGUCACGCCAGAGGACGAUGACUGCUUAUCGACGUCUUCUCGAGGAAUCUGCCCCAAACAGGAAAACAUUACAGGUAAAGAUGAGCCCAGCAGCUACACUUGCACAACCUGUAAGCAACCGUUCAGCAGUGCCUGGUUCCUGCUGCAACAUGCCCAGAACACUCAUGGCUUCCGCAUCUACCUUGAGAGCGAGCGUGGAAGCCCGCUCACACCCCGCGUCGGAGCCCCUUCAGGAAUGGGUGCAGACUGCUCAUCUCAGCCCCCCCUGCAUGGCAUCCAUCUCCCAGAGGGAAGCCCCUUUAACUUGCUGCGGAUACCCAACUCGGCACGUGAUGGACCCCCUCUCCGAGAGGGGCGAUUUCCCCCAACCCCACCUCUCUUUAGCCCUCCACCUCGCCAUCACUUAGACCCCCAUCGCAUGGAGCACCUGAGCCCGGAGGAGCUGGCCUUGGCCACCCACCACCCGAGUGCCUUCGACAGGGUUCUGCGCCUCAACCCCUUACCCCUGGAUCCCCCAGCUAUGGACUUCUCUCGUAGGCUAAGGGAGCUGGCUGGGAACACCUCAGGGUCUAGUCCUCCCCUCUCACCCAACCGACCCAGCCCUAUGCAACGGCUACUACAACCAUUCCAGUCGGGAAGCAAGCCACCAUUUCUAUCCACACCUCCCCUACCUUCCAUGCAGUCCCCUUCUGGCUCUCAGACCACUCCGACCCCACUUGCACAACAGCCCAACACACCCUUGAAAUCCAAGUCUUGUGAAUUCUGUGGGAAGACUUUUAAAUUCCAGAGUAAUUUGAUUGUGCAUCGACGCAGUCACACGGGGGAGAAACCUUACAAGUGCCACCUGUGCGACCACGCCUGUACACAGGCCAGCAAGUUAAAACGCCACAUGAAGACACACAUCAAUAAAUCAUCCCCCAUGACAGUCAAAUCUGACGAUGGCUUGUCCACAACUAGCUCCCCUGAGCCAGGAACCAGUGACAUUGUGGGUAGUGCCAGUAAUGCCCUCAAGUCAGUGGUUGCGAAAUUCAAGAGUGAAAAUGACCGUCAUAUUCCAGAGAAUGGGGAGGAGGAAGAGGAAGAAGAGGAGGAGGAAGAGGAGGAAGAAGAAGAGGAGGAAGAGGAAGAAGAAGAAGGAGAGGAGGAGGAGUUGGAGAGGGUGAGAGAGAGGGAGAGAGGUCGAAAUAACUACCAUUUCAGCCUCAAUUUAGAGGCUGCCCGGCACCACGAGAACAAUGGCGGACGUCUUAGUGAAGGCGAUAUACCGCGCUCGCUGCCUGAAGUUAUGCAAGGCAUGGGCCUGGCUGCCAGCAUGCAGCACUACAGCGAGGCUUUCCAUCAACACAAGCGAGGAGCUCUUAACUCUGACAAUGAUGCACAUAGGGGCAUGUGUGAUGAGGACUCAGCCCUGGAAUCAGACAGAGUGGACGAGGGUUGUGUCUCUGCCAUCAACGGUCGGGGCUCAUCUCCCAGCGAGUCCGCCUCCGUGGGAUUGUCCAAGAAGCUACUGCUGGGCAGCCCCAGCUCACUUAGUCCUUUCUCCAAACGAAUCAAGCUGGAAAAGGACUUUGACCUCUCCACCCCUACAAUCCCCAACACUGAGAACGUCUAUUCCCAGUGGUUGGCCGGCUACGCUGCUUCUCGGCAGCUAAAAGACCCCUUUCUGAAUUUCGGGGAUUCCAGACAAUCGCCUUUCGCCUCGUCUUCAGAGCACUCCUCAGAGAACGGAAGCUUGCGCUUCUCAACGCCACCAGGUGAUAUGGAUGGCGGCGUCUCGGGCCGCAGCGGGACCGGCAGUGGCGGCAGCACGCCACACCUCGGGGGUCAUGGUCGGCCCAGCUCAAAAGAUGGUCGACGGAGUGACACCUGCGAGUUCUGUGGGAAAAUUUUCAAAAACUGCAGCAAUCUGACAGUGCACCGACGUAGCCACACGGGCGAAAGGCCUUAUAAGUGUGAGCUCUGCAAUUAUGCCUGUGCCCAGAGCAGCAAGCUAACACGGCACAUGAAAACGCACGGGCAAAUCGGCAAGGACGUUUACAAAUGUGAAAUCUGUCAGAUGCCUUUUAGUGUGUACAGCACCCUUGAGAAACAUAUGAAAAAAUGGCACAGUGACCGCGCAUUGAACAAUGAAAUUAAAACUGAGUAGCGGUGGAGUGUGGAGGCUCACUUGCCUGUUAACAGCGAAGAACACCUUACCCCACCCUCAUCCUUGUAGAUUUCCCUGUUUCGCUAGUCCAGUGGCGGCUAAGACGACGUGCUUGGCACCACCAGCACACCCUUUUCAUUUACCGUUGAAUGCAUGAUCUGUAUCGGGGCAAUACUAUUGCAUUGACGCAAACUUGGAGCCUUUCUCUUGUGCAAUAAUUUACAUGUCGUGUACUUUUCUUUUUUUCUUUCCCAUUUUGAAAAUUUGACAGCAUGCAUGAUAUGUUUUGGCUAAUUUUAAAAGAAAUCGUCCCUGGUUGGUUAGCUGUUUAGUAAAUGUGUAGCUGUUUUACCGUUCAUUAUUUUACAAAUGUUUUUCCUUUUUUUAUUUAAGGUCUAAGAAAAAGAAAAGAAAAACAACCAUGCUGCAUACAUUCUGUAAUACAUAUCAUGUACAGUUUUGUGUUGUAACAUGGAGGACUACGGUAUAUUUCUUAACCCUCUUUGGACGGGCUCAGUAUCGCACUUAAAUUAAUCUUUCAAAAAGAUGUUCUGUCCACGCAGGGUUAAAAUACGAAUCGGGCCAUAUUAUAGAAUAAAAGUAAUCACUGCUUUGAAUUUCUUAAAAUGGAAAACAUUAAGAUUUGAAUUUGUACUAUCAUUUGGUAAAACAAACAAAAAGAGUGCCUUGGAUAUCUUAAAAUUGCAUUGGUUAAUCUCAUCUGCUGUAAUUCUGGAGUCUCAGUUAGAUCAUACAAAACGGUCCAUGUGAUCCUUAAAAGGUUCUUGCAUCAAGUACCUGAUUGCUAGUCAACUGUGACUUUAGAGAGACAUUGUAAUAAUCAAAAAGUAAAGGGAAAUUCUAGUUAAUCAUCAUGGGGUACCUACGUUAAAUUGAAGUUUUUGUAGUGUGCAUGGCACGUUCAUUACACAGAGUGCGGUUCAGACUUGUUUACUUCCUCUAUUUAAAGGUACUGUACUAAGCGGCACUUGGCUUCAGUUUGAAAUUAUUUGACUUUUCUGUUUUGGUUAAAGUCGUCAGUAGCACAACGUUUUGGCGCUUUUUCAUGACCCAAGGUUAGCGUGAACGUCCAUUGAAUACCUGAGGCCAUUUAGACCGAACUAAUGCAAUGUACAUUUGCGAACUGGUUAAGAAAACAUUCAAAUAUUUGCAGCUGUCAGUGAUGAUUAACUAAGAAUUGCCUACAGGUCUGAAUCCUAUUUCUUUAUUAUUGCCGAUGUCUGAGCUCCCUGUAAAGACUAAAUGAACUUGAAUUACUGAGCGAGAGGGAAAACCAUACACAUCACUUUUGUUCCUUACUUUUAUAUUAGUUUCACACAUAGUGUGAUAUAUGUUGACAUUCAAGGAGACUCUUGUUGCAUUAUGACAUUAAUGACUUUAGACAAUGUUUCGGGUGUUUAGACGGCACACGCCUCUCAGCCCUUUGUUUUGUAUUUGACACGCUGAUUGGAGAUAUUGCAGUUGAGUAUAAAUUAAGAUUGUUUGCCUGUUGGACAACAAAGUGCACUGUUAAAGUUUCCCAGUUUACAGGUAUUCUCAAGAGGGAAAACUUCCUAAAGAAAUGAACGUGGUGUCAUUAUUUAAUGUAUAAAAGCCAACUCGUCCUCACACCUCACAAUGAAAAAGCCCAACUCUGAUAUAUUAUUAUUAUUAUUAUUAUUAUUAUUAUUAUUGUGUCAACGCUAACAGUGCUUGACCGAGUACGGACAAUUGAAACUUGCUGCUUUCACUGCAAGAACUUUUUUUUUGUACAAAUCUUUUUUUAAGUAUGAAAAUAAACUUUUUUAAAAAGUAACAUUUCAUCAUCUUAGGGGAAACUGUAUUUAAGUUUGUUGUUUCUCUUUCUCUUUGUCUUGGUGGCGUUCAAGACUCGAUCACAAAAUAUAUAAAUAUAUAUAAAUGGGAAAAAAUCUGUGAUUUUUUUUAUUGUUUUUUUUUUUUAUUCUUUUUUUUGUCUUGGCUCUUCACAGCUCUUCAGGUCAAACUUGCAUUGGGGAAAGGUUUAAGAUUAUAUAUAAAAUAUAUAAUAGAGAAACUUAAAUAUAGGAAAAUGCACAUCAUGUCAGUUCCUAUGCUAAAACACAUUUAUGGUCUACUUUCUUCUGUAUUUCUAGAAUGGUAUUUGAAUUAAAUGUUCACCUAGUGUAGGUACUACAGUAUUUAUAUUGAGGCUUGUAUUUUUAACUGUUGCUUGUUCUCUCAGAAGGUAUAAUUGUACCUUUUUUGGUAGUGGAAAAAAACAACAAGCUGCCACGGUAUAUUUUUUUAAUUUGGCAGGAUAAUAUAGUGCGAAUUAUUUGUAUGUUUAAAAAAAGAAAACUGACAAAAAAAAUCAAAUUAAAAAAAGAAGUAUGUGGCAUUGUACAAUGGAAGCCAUUCAAUGGUUUCCCCACGGAGUCUUUUGAGAAUGUCCACACUAGCUAAAACAGGUGGUUGUACAUAUCUUUUUCUGUUCUUCUUUUUUAAAAUCUCCUCUGCUGCCAUUCUGUAUGCAGUACAGCAAGCUGAUGUUGGGUUGUUCUGUAGUGUGCUUCUGUCUUUUCACAUGUCUCACCCGAAUACAUUCCAGCAUCUUCAAAACGCAAACUUCAUAUGCAGUACGAAACCAGUAAACAAGUAACAAAAAAAAAUCAUUCAAAUAAAUGAAUUAAAUGAUCAAUGUUUUGCAGGUGUUUUUUUUCAUUGCCAAAUAUUAAAUGGUGCUUUAUAUUUAGAUUGGGACGACUUUCAUAUGCAAAGCAUAUUUAAAUGAAAUGGAACUAAAGGAGCAGCCCACUUAAGUUCAUACUCUUUUGUAAAUGGCAAUGCGGAAUAUUUUGUUAUCAGCCUUUUCUAUUCCUGUUAUGAGAGAUGUUGUUGUAACUUGAACUUGAACUUUAUCUUUUUCAAUGGGAGUCACUAUUUAUUAUUGCUUAAUUACUCUGUUCAAAACAGAGACAUAGAAUGGAUCCAUAUUUGUUUGUUUGUUUCAUUUUAUUUUUCCUUUUUUUU
Paramisgurnus dabryanus is the source of this 7660-nucleotide messenger RNA. It is a transcript of the gene bcl11aa, whose product is annotated as BCL11 transcription factor A a. Gene Ontology annotation, biological process: regulation of transcription by RNA polymerase II; negative regulation of dendrite development. The record is from RefSeq and is a predicted model, not a curated record. Gene Ontology annotation, cellular component: nucleus. Lineage: Eukaryota; Metazoa; Chordata; Actinopteri; Cypriniformes; Cobitidae. Gene Ontology annotation, molecular function: DNA-binding transcription factor activity; RNA polymerase II cis-regulatory region sequence-specific DNA binding.